AUGGAGGAUGCCAUAGAUGCUACUGCAACUUUGGAUUAUGCUUCAAUUCGGAUUUUUCGUCAGCAAAACAGGUAUGAGGCAUUUAUCUGGAAGGGGAAACAAUCCGAAAAAGUGGAAACUGGACAUUUGGAACAUUUGUUGCCUCAUUUACCUGCAAUAAAUGAUUUGUAUGCUGAAGGAUUUGAUGCAAACUUUGAUCUUCAAUUACCUGAAAAUCUGCAUGGUGUUGAAUGGUUUUCAAAAGCAACACUUAAAAGGUUCCUUCAUGUUGUUAGUUCACCAGAUUUGAUAACUGUCAUCAGUAGUAUCCUGGAUGAGAUGUCUCAGUUGGAGGAUUCAAAGAAAUUUCAUGUUUCUUUACAUGGGAAGGUGAAAGCUGGAUUAGCCAUUGGCAUGCCGAAUGAAUUGUUACGAGCAAUGGAUCUAAGACUAACAGCUUUGAUCGACAAUUUAGCUGAAACUUUUAACAAGGCCGCUGGUGCUACAUGCUCCUUUGAAGAUCUGACCUGUUUGGCAAAAUUUUCUCAACAUUUUGGUGCCACUAACAUAGGGCAUUAUUCAUGCAAGUUUAUAGAACUAAACCACAAGAUCCAACGUGUUGGGCCCCUGAACAAUGGAACAAUCUUGCACUCAUGUGAUGUGACUAAAGAUGAUGCAAACAAAAACCUGCAGAUUUCCAAACCAUUACAUUCUGAUACACCAGUUAAGUAUGGUGUUUCACCAGCAAAAGCUGCCCAAGUUGAGAGACGCAGUUCAACAGAAAGUGAGGAAUCUUCUUACUCUGGUGAUGAGGAUCAAACAUCUGCUGAGAGAAGUCGUUCUCUUGUAAGAUCUACAACACCCAGAAGGUCAGCAUCCCCGAUGCGAAGGGUCCAAAUAGGAAGAGCUGGACCCCGCAGAGCUGCUGCAUUAACUAUCAAGAGUCUCAAUUAUUUUCCUGGCAGAGAGAGGCCAAUUUCGUUUAGAGAUGCUGCUGAAAAUGAAUGUGUAGGGGAAGUAUCUGAACAAUUCUAUAAGAAGUCAGAAAUUGAUGUAAGGAGGAUAACCGUACAAGAUGCCAUCAGUCUUUUUGAAAGCAAACAGCAGGAUCAAACUACAAAUAAACUUGUCUUGAGAAGUGCAAAUAAAUCUGUCUUGAGAAGAUGGAGUGCCGGUAUGGUGGAAACCUCUGUGCAAGACCAGCCAGAACAUGUUCCUGAAGAUCCUCUUCCAGUGACUUCUGAUGAUGUGGUGCAUGAUGAAAUCUCUAAAAAUUCAGAAAUAGUGGUGUCUGAUUUUAUUUCUGAAAUUGACAACAGUAAUGAGGUUACUGAUCACGAUGACAAACCAGAAAGACAGGAAAAUGUAGGUUCUUACACAGAAGAUAAUCCAGAUGAAACCAAACCAACAGUAAAAGUGGAAAGUAUAAAAAAGUUAGGAGCAUCGGCGGAGUGGAAUCAACGGAAGCAAGAAGAGUUCAACCAAAUUCUUAAAAAAAUGGUCGAAAGCAAGCCUGUAUUAUUUGGGAAGUCCCAGCCGAGCAGAAACCAGAAUAUUUCAUUUGAGAAGAGAGGAGGGUCUUAUGAUCAUUAUAAGGAAAAACGUGAUGCAAAACUUCGAGUAGCAAAGACUGGAAAACAAGUGGAAAAAGAAGCACAAUUUCGACAAAUGCAGCAAUUACUUGAUAAGAGGAAGGUUGAGAUGUCCAAAAAUGUGAGUGCAAGUAAACAAAGUUCUACAAGGUUACCCCAAAAUUUUGUAAGAAAUUCAACCCAACCUGCAAAUUCCCCAAAGGAAACUUCUAAGCCUUCAGCUACAAAAAGGACAUCAUCUAGAACGUCUCCCAUGCCUGCUACACGUAAGUCUUGGUCAGUAACACCUUCACCAAGGGUAGCUGGGACAUCCCCAGCCAAAGCACGUGGUGGAAUUUCAUCUGCUAACACUACCCCAACACGGAGGAAGCCUGUGCCAACUACACCUGUUCCCCAACCAAGCCCCCAAAAGGAAAGGUCUCAGCCGCGGAAGAGAAAUGAGAAAGAAACUCAGACCAGCAAUAAUGCCAGGAGCUUCAAAAGCAUGAAUGAGAAGCGGCAACCAAUAGUCCCAAACAAGAGUAAGCCAGUCAAAACAAAAGUGACGACGGCUUCCGCAGAAGCUUCUGUUCCUUCAAAGACUAGCUUAGGUAACAAGGGAACCAAGAAAAGCAGUGUGGUGCCGUUGGAAUCAAAAACAUUUUUACGCAAGGGUUCUCGGAUGGGACAUGGAACUGAUCUUAUCAAGAAAAAAGGUCCUCCUAAGAUGGAAAAAUCUCAGAGAGGGAGUGCAGAUCUUAUUGAAGAUCAAGAAAGUGAGUUGGUUGUCAAUGCUUCUGAGUUGAUCAGUCACCAUUCAGAUGUGGAUACAAUGACACCUAUUCAUCAGAUUGCUGCUAAAGAACCAGACCCUCAGAUAAAUAACCAAUUGCAAUCCUGUGAGCCAGAAAAGUUAGACCAAAAUCCUACUGAUGCCGAUGUCUUAACAUACACAGAAGAGUCUUUAAAUAUAAGAAAUGAAGAAGAAUCAACCAUAUCACCUUCUGCCUGGGUGGACACAGAAGAAGAUGUUUUAAUGCCCAAAACAUGUGAGGAUGAUACAUUUCAAUCUGCAUCCUUGGCCAAUGCUGUCCUGGUGGGAUCAUCUAGUCCUCGUGUUCGUCAUUCUCUCUCACAGAUGCUACAGGAAGAAAGUAGUGAGCCUGAAACUUCUGAGUGGGGAAAUGCCGAAAAUCCUCCUGCCAUGAUAUAUCAAAAAGAUGCACCCAAAGGUUUGAAAAGACUCCUGAAAUUUGCUAGGAAGAGCAAGGGUGAUACAGGUUCCACUGGCUGGUCUAGCCCAUCUGUUUUCUCUGAAGGAGAGGAUGAUGCAGAGGAAUUUAAAAAUUCUUAUAAAAGGAAUUCUGACAAUCUACUGAGAAAGGCCGCACUCAAUGUCAAAAGCUAUGGACAACCAAAAAAUUCAAUGCAUGAUGGAUAUGAAAGAAAUUUAGGAGGCAGGGAUGAUGGGAAGGGUUCUAACAAGAUGCAAGAUGGCUCUGGUCCAGCCUCAAGAGCAUCAAGAUCAUUCUUUUCUCUUUCAGCUUUUAGGGGAAGCAAGCCCUCCGAGUCAAAGUUCCAUUAG
Molecule: messenger RNA, 3135 nt
Organism: Sphenostylis stenocarpa
Lineage: Eukaryota; Viridiplantae; Streptophyta; Magnoliopsida; Fabales; Fabaceae
Source: the annotation of a GenBank genome assembly